AUGUCACACCCAGAGGAAUUGGCCGUCCUGGCAGAUGAGGACCUGCUUGACUUCCUCCUGAAGGAUGAUGGUCCCUGCCCUGAAAUCCCAGGGCGGGAGAACAGUCUGCUGGAAGACUGGGACCUGCCAGAGCCUGAGCUCCUGAACAAGGAGAUGGAUGAUUUCAUCAGCUCCCUGCUGAGCCCCUUUGAAGACCAACCAGACGUGCUGCAGGGUUACUCGCCUGCUGACAGUGACAGCAGCGUUUCUGAGGAUCAGAAUCUGUCCCACAGCCCUGGCAGUGACUUUGCCAGCAGCCCUCGGAGCUCAGACAUUGUGCAGUUUGAUCACAACUACUCUCUCCAUCAGAACUGGCCCACGCUUCAAAGUGUGCGGUCUGAAAUGGCAGAAAGAGAUGUUUCCAUUGACCUUGAGACAUGGAUGGGUUUGGAAGGUACAGGUGAGGUACUGGAACAGACCUCCAGUGUGCCCGUCGCUGUUGCUGUGGAUGCUGGACCCCAGUUCGUGCCCGGAAUCACUGUGCAGUCUGACUUCCCAGAGCUGGUCCUGACAGAGGAGGAGAGGCAGCUCCUGGAGAAGGAAGGUGUUUUAUUACCAACCUGUCUGCCACUGACCAAAGCUGAAGAGCAGCUUCUUAAGAAGGUGCGUCGAAAGAUCCGGAACAAGCAGUCGGCCCAGGAUAGCCGUCGCAGGAAGAAGAUCUACAUGGAUGGCUUGGAAAAGAGGGUGGCAGCCUGCACGGCUCAGAACCAUGAGCUGCAGAAGAAAGUGCAGGUGCUGCAGAAGCAGAACAUGUCACUGCUUGAGCAGCUGCAGAAACUGCAGGCCUUGGUGAGACAGUCCACUACCAAAACUACCACAGCAAGCACCUGCAUCAUGGUCCUGGUUCUGUCCUUCUGCUUCAUUCUGUCUCCCAGCUUCUACUCAUUUGGGAGCCGAGAGCUGCAGCCAGAGCUGAGAGUGCUGUCACGGCAGAUCCGCGAGGUUCGUCAGGCUGCACCUGACGUGCCGGAGGAAGCUGUGCUGGAGAGGCCCAGCCCAGAGCCUGCGGAUCCCUCGUUGUUGGGCAGCCUGAGUCAGUCGUGGGAAGAAGAACAGAGUCCGCCCAAACCCAGUCCUAGCUCUGCUUUCAACAGCAACUCGUCCUUCGACCCUCCGGUGACAGCAGGCUCCGAGCUGGGCCCUGCCCAGCCGCAGGAGCAGGGCACUCAACACACCGUGGUGUCGGCUGCGUGGAGAGCCAAGCGGCAGGAGUGGGUGGAACGCACGGCCGUUGUCGUCAUCCAGCAGCACCGUGCAGAUGAGAUGUGA
Molecule: messenger RNA, 1311 nt
Organism: Apaloderma vittatum (bar-tailed trogon)
Lineage: Eukaryota; Metazoa; Chordata; Aves; Trogoniformes; Trogonidae
Product: cyclic AMP-responsive element-binding protein 3-like
Biological process (GO): regulation of transcription by RNA polymerase II
Cellular component (GO): nucleus
Molecular function (GO): RNA polymerase II cis-regulatory region sequence-specific DNA binding; DNA-binding transcription factor activity, RNA polymerase II-specific
Source: RefSeq, a predicted model, not a curated record